GGUUGCUACAUUCUGUACUUCUAAACAAACCCAUCCAAUCCGCUAUCUAUCAUCAUAAUGCCCGAACUCCCUCAGGUCCACCCCGAAGUCACAUGGGCUCAGCGCUCUUCGGAUAGCGACCCCGAGCGCAACUACCUCUAUGUUAGCAUCAAGGCUGCUGAUGUUGCCCGUUCUGACGCAACCCUCGACAUCAAGCCUACCAACGUUACUUUUACAGGCAACUCCAAGAAGGGCGUAAAAUACCACGUCUCUCUCGACCUGUUUGCCGAGAUCGACCCCGAGAACAGCAAGGUCAACCACAGUGACCGUGAGGUCGAGCUGGUGCUGCGCAAGAAGGAGCUCAAGGAAGAAUACUGGCCGCGUCUGCUGAAGACCACCCAGAAGAUCCACUUCCUGAAGACCAACUUCGACAAGUGGGUUGAUGAGGAUGAGCAAGACGAGGUGAACGAGGACGACUAUGCAAACAACUUCGGAGGCUUCGAAGGUCUUGGAGGCGAGGGUGGUCUCUCCAACAUUGACUUCUCCAAGCUUGGUGCCGGUCUCGGCGGUGAUGCCGGUGUUCCUGGAGAGGAAGAAGAGGAAGAGGAGAUGCCCGAGCUGGAGGAGGGCGAGGCCGAGGCU
Molecule: messenger RNA, 621 nt
Organism: Aspergillus eucalypticola CBS 122712
Lineage: Eukaryota; Fungi; Ascomycota; Eurotiomycetes; Eurotiales; Aspergillaceae
Gene: wos2
Product: Hsp90 cochaperone SBA1
Exons: 4
Biological process (GO): protein folding; chaperone-mediated protein complex assembly
Cellular component (GO): cytosol; nucleus
Molecular function (GO): protein-folding chaperone binding; Hsp90 protein binding
Source: RefSeq, a predicted model, not a curated record